Molecule: messenger RNA, 2151 nt
Organism: Moesziomyces aphidis
Lineage: Eukaryota; Fungi; Basidiomycota; Ustilaginomycetes; Ustilaginales; Ustilaginaceae
Source: the annotation of a GenBank genome assembly
AUGAAGCUGCCCUUGCGCACCUCGGUGCUUGCCGUGCUGGCGGCCGCGGCCCAGUGGGUCGAUGCAGUUCCUUCCAUUCCACACGAGCUCAACGAGCGCGAGAUCGCUCGCAUCAGCCAGCUGCCGCGUCACGAGCGUGUCAAGCUCGCAGAGCGCAUCCUCGAGAUCCGCACCGCAUACGAGUACGAGAAGCAGCUUGCCGCUCGUCAAGAUGCUCUUGAGAAGCGCGCCUCUCCCUCGGGCUCCUACGCUCCCGCCAACAUGCCCUGCCCAAACACCACCUCGCAGCAAGGACCCGGAUUCAUCCGCAACGCAAGGACAAAGCAGCUCAACGCCGACGAGGCCAACUACAUCUCGCGCCGCCGCACCCAAUCCCAGCAGGCAUGGCAGGAAUGGCUCUCCGCGGCCAAGCUCGACAGCGUCCUACCUGGCGGCGCCUCCAAUUACACCUCCUCGAGCGACCGCCUUCCGCGCCUCGCCUUUGCGCUCAGCGGCGGUGGUCUGCGCGCCAUGCUCGUCGGUUCCGGCACGCUUCAGGGCUUCGACGGCCGCAAUGCCACCGCCAACCAGCGCGGCACCGGCGGCCUCCUCCAACUCGCAGAGUACGUCGCCGGCCUCUCGGGCGGUUCGUGGGCCACAGCUUCGCUCGCCAUGAACAACUGGGCCACCACCCAGUCUCUCAAGGACGACGUGUGGAACCUCGAGUCGAACCUCGUCGUGCCCGAGGACGGAAAGGUCUCUUUUUACGCCUCGAUCGUCGCUGCUGUCGCGGGUAAGCGCACCGAAGGAUAUCAAACGAGCCUGACUGAUUAUUUUGGUCUCUCCAUCGCCGACAAGAUCCUCAACGGCUCCACCUACGGCAACAAGUUUAGCGUAGAGUGGAGCGACGUCAAAAACACCUCGUCUUUCACAUCGGCCUCGAUGCCCUUCCCCAUCAUCAUUGCAGACGAGCGCGAGCCGGGCGAGCUCAUCAUCCCCCGCAAUACCACGCUCUGGGAGUUCAGCCCAUACGAGUUCGGCUCGUGGAAUCCGAACGUCUCAAGUUUCAUUCCCAUCGAGAUCCUCGGCUCGAGCCUCAACAACGGAUCCAGCGUGCUUCCGGGCGGCGAGUGCGUCGGCGGCUAUCAGACCGUCGCAUGGGUAACGGGCACCUCGGCCACGCUCUUCUCAGGUCUGUAUCUGUCGCUCGUCUCGUCCUCGUCGGACAGCGUCAUCGUUAAUGCGCUCAAGGAGAUCGCACAAGCCGUGUCGAACGAACAGAACGACGUCUCGACGGUCCCGAACCCUUUCUACAAUUACGAGGGCGAGGGCGACCAGACGCUCGAGGUGACCAAGCUCAUGAACAUUACGCUCGUCGACGGUGGUCUCGACAACGAGAACGUGCCGCUGUGGCCGCUGGUCGAGCCGGCGCGCGGGCUGGAUGCGAUCAUUGCCAUCGAUAGCUCGGCGGACAUUACCAACUGGCCGAACGGGUCGGCGCUGUACCAGACCUCGCUGCGCGCACAAUACCCGACCUACAGCCAGUACGCCUUCCCCGUCGUACCCGACACCAACACCAUUGUCAACCGCGGCCUCAACACGCGCCCCGUCUUCUACGGCUGCAACGCCAACGUCAAUGUCACCAACGCAGACACGGCGUUCAACGGUUCCAAGACGCCCAUCGUCAUCUACAUGCCCAGCUACCCGUACUCGGCGCUGGCCAACACGUCGACCUUCAAACUCGACUACUCCGACAGCGAGGCGCAGGGUGUGAUUGACAACUCGGUCGAUGUGGCUUCGCUAGGCGGUGCCGACUCGCAAUGGGCGACGUGUCUAGGGUGCGCUCUGGCCCAGCGCGGAUUCGAACGCAGCAAUACUCCACGCCCGGAGGUCUGCGACCAGUGCAUGAAGAAGUGGUGCUGGGACGGCAUCACCAACACCACCACGCCGAGUUACUCGUACUCGCCCGCCAUCGGCGUGCCCCAAUUCGUGACGAGCAAUGGCUCCCUUCAAGCCACUCCGCCCUACACGGGCGGAAAUGGUACCAACUCGCAGGCCGGAGAUGCUAGCUCCCAGUCCGCCGCCAAGAAUGCCGCUGCGGUGCAGUCGCCCGCACUCGCUAUUGCCAUCGCCGCUGCCGCUGCCCUCGCGCUCCCCCUCACCCUGCUGUGA